Molecule: messenger RNA, 7152 nt
Organism: Oenanthe melanoleuca
Lineage: Eukaryota; Metazoa; Chordata; Aves; Passeriformes; Muscicapidae
Gene: PRKAA2
Product: protein kinase AMP-activated catalytic subunit alpha 2
Exons: 9
Coding region: 106-1764 (552 amino acids)
Biological process (GO): protein phosphorylation; intracellular signal transduction
Cellular component (GO): cytoplasm
Molecular function (GO): ATP binding; AMP-activated protein kinase activity
Source: RefSeq, a predicted model, not a curated record
CGUGCGGGCGCUCCCCGCCCCCGGCCGGCCGCGCUCCCCGCUCCGCUCGCUCCCCGCCCCGCCGGCCCGGCCCUGUGCAUUGUGGUCCGGCGGCGGGGGGCGAACAUGGCCGAGAAGCAGAAGCACGAUGGGCGGGUGAAGAUCGGCCACUACGUGCUGGGGGACACGCUGGGGGUCGGCACCUUCGGCAAAGUCAAGAUUGGUGAACACCAGCUGACAGGGCACAAGGUAGCAGUGAAGAUACUGAACAGGCAGAAAAUCCGCAGCCUGGAUGUGGUGGGGAAGAUCAAACGAGAAAUUCAGAACCUGAAACUCUUCAGGCACCCUCACAUCAUCAAACUGUACCAGGUCAUCAGCACACCAACAGAUUUCUUCAUGGUCAUGGAAUACGUGUCUGGGGGGGAAUUGUUUGAUUACAUCUGUAAGCACGGACGUGUGGAGGAGGCAGAAGCUCGCCGCCUUUUCCAGCAGAUCCUCUCUGCAGUGGAUUACUGCCACAGGCACAUGGUUGUGCACAGGGACCUGAAGCCAGAGAAUGUGCUGCUGGAUGCCCACAUGAAUGCAAAGAUAGCUGAUUUUGGACUGUCCAACAUGAUGUCAGAUGGUGAAUUUCUACGUACCAGCUGUGGUUCCCCCAAUUAUGCAGCCCCUGAAGUCAUCUCUGGAAGGCUCUAUGCUGGCCCAGAGGUGGACAUCUGGAGCUGUGGUGUCAUCCUGUACGCCCUCCUGUGUGGCACUCUGCCUUUUGACGACGAGCACGUCCCCACCCUGUUCAAGAAGAUCCGGGGGGGGGUGUUUUACAUCCCUGAGUACCUCAACCGCUCCGUGGCCACGCUCCUCAUGCACAUGCUGCAGGUGGACCCCCUCAAGAGAGCCACCAUCAAGGACAUCAGGGAGCACGAGUGGUUCAAGGAGGAGCUGCCCAGCUACCUGUUCCCCGAGGACCCCUCGUACGACGCCACGGUGGUGGACGACGAGGCGGUGCGCGAGGUGUGCGACAAGUUCGAGUGCGCCGAGGCGGAGGUGCUGAGCAGCCUGUACAGCGGCGACCCGCAGGAGCAGCUGGCCGUGGCCUACCACCUGGUCAUCGACAACCGCCGCAUCAUGAACCAGGCCAGCGAGUUCUACCUGGCCUCCAGCCCGCCCACCGGCUCCUUCAUGGACGACGGCGCGCUGCCCGUGCCGCCGGGCGUCAGGCCGCACCCCGAGCGCAUGCCGCCGCUCGUGGCCGACAGCCCCAAGGCGCGCUGCCCGCUCGACGCCCUCAACACCACCAGGCCUAAGCCCCUGACUGUCAAAAAGGCCAAGUGGCACCUGGGCAUCCGCAGCCAGAGCAAGCCCUACGAUAUUAUGGCCGAGGUGUACCGGGCUAUGAAGCAGCUGGACUUUGAGUGGAAGGUGGUGAACGCGUACCACCUGCGGGUGCGCCGCAAGAACCCCGUCACCGGCAACUACGUGAAGAUGAGCCUGCAGCUCUACCAGGUGGACAACCGUAGCUACCUGCUGGACUUCAAAAGCAUCGAUGACGAGGUGAUGGAGCAGAGGUCGGGCUCCUCCACGCCGCAGCGCUCCUGCUCGGCCGCGGGCUUGCACCGGCCGCGCCUGAGCAUCGACGCGGCCGCGGCCGGCGAGUGCCAGUCGCUGACGGGCUCCCUGAGCGGCUCCUUCGUGGGCAGCAUCCCCUCGCUGCCCCCUCGCCUGGGCAGCCACACCAUGGACUUCUUCGAGAUGUGUGCCAGCCUCAUCAUGGCCCUGGCCCGCUGAUGCGCCGCUCUCUCGGUCAGGAUCUGCGCUGACUCGCCCGCCCGUCCUUUCUUUCGCUUCCUUGUUCUUCCUCCUCCUCCCCUCGCCUGCCCAGAGCCAAGUCCAGACCCAAAACGUGCUGUCCUCCAGCAAGGCACCAAGGAAAUUACCUUCAUUUCUCUCCUUGUGCCUGGAGAAGUGUAUACAAUACCCUUUUUAUUUUAUUUACUUGUGAACCCCAUGGGAAAUGUCAAGGCUGUAAAGUGACAACCCUAUCACUGAGUUUUUGGAAAACCCCCCUGGUUCAUCCUGGGGUGAUGGAGGCAUAGCCAAGCUUCCUGCAGGGAGUUUGGUGUUUCCCUGAUGCUGUGCAGAGCAGGGGCAGGCUGGGCUGAGCCAGGGCUCAGGGUUGGCCAGGAGCUCUGUGAAAUGGAGUGGAGGGUGAUGGAGCAGCUCUGCAGUGCUCAGGUACCAGCCACUCUAACACUUUUCUCUCCAAAGCAGCAGCUGCUUAGAUGCUUCUGCACUAGUGCAAUAUGACCUCCCUCCCUGCUUUUUCCCUCUGCUGAAGAUGGGGAGGGAAGGUGGGAUGUGCAGAGGUCCUGGUGCAAGCCUGCCAUGUCCAGUCUUUGCAGAGGGGUGUCCCUAAGGUGCUUUAUUUCCUCCCAAGAGCUCUGGACAGCCCUGACCUGCUCACCAUGCUCAGAGCUGAAGGCAGGUUGCCUUUCUGCCAGCCCUUAAUCACCACCUCCCUGCAGCCUGCUCCCCCUGCCCUGCCUCACCACGGGCUGAAUCCUCAGGUGAGCAGAGGACAGGAUCUGGCUCACCCACCUGAGAUCCCAGCGCUUCCCCCGAGGGCUGGGACCAUCCCUGGUGGCAGGAGCCCUCAGCAGCUCGGGGCACUCACCUCUCCCCUUUCCCCUAGGAAGCUCUGCCUGUUGUCACCUCCCCAGAAUCACUGCCAAGUCUGCCUUUCCUGCUGCUGGACACUGCUGGCCCUGCCCAAGGGCUCUCCUGUCCUGCUGGACCGUGACCUUCGCCACGCCGCUGACCAGGCAGGGACAUCCCAACCCGGAAUUUUACUGUUCCUUUGCUACUGGCUGUCUGAAGGGUGGGAUUUUAUUUUUUUAAGAUGAACUGCAGUGAUUUUUAAGGUUAAAUUCUUGUUACCCAAGGGUAAACCCUAAUGUGUUUAAAAGAGUUAUUAUUUUUUAUUACACGAGGUUAAUCUAAUGGGGCAGCGUUGGCAUCUGCUUGGCUUUGACAUGAUAUUUAAUUCCAUUUACUUGAUUAUGAAGUAAUAGUCUAAUCAAGGAACAAAUGCUUUAUGAAAGCUUUGCCAAAAAAGUCCUGGGUGGGGGGUUUGUUUUGUUAUGGUUUUUUGGUAUUUUUCUCUUUUGUGUUCUAAGAAACAAAGCAAAAAAACUUUAGCUGGUCCCAGGUAUGCAGGCAUUCAAUCUGAAAGAAAAAUUAAUCUGUCUUUUUGAUAGCUUCUGAUGACCCCCUGAGGUUUUUUCCUAGGUUUUUUUUUCUGUACAGUUGCACUUUAGUUUAUACUUUCUGCAGGUUUUUAUGAGAAGCAAGGAAGAGAACAACACAGUAAGCCUUUUUUACUAAUCAUUUAAGCUAAUCAAGACAAACACGGGAUAUUUUUGCCAUCUACUGGCAGUUAAAUGGACUUUUUCAGCUUGAAGUCCCUUUUUUUUAAGAAGAACCACAAAAUUGCCUUACUUUUGUUACAGAUUGUGCUUAGAUCCUCACAAACGUGACUUUACAGCUCCAGUUUUUCCAGAAGCCACACAAAGUAGAAAGCUUCCAAAAAAAAAAAAAAAAAGAAAAAAAGAAAAAAAAAAAAAAAAAAAAGAAAAAAAUCAGUUUUGCUGUUAAGCUCUUGAACAUGAAAUCCAACACAGCAGUGGUUGGACUGUAAGCCCACAGCAGAACAGCUCUGUUUUUAAAAGAAAUACUGGAAAUAUUUGUAGUGCUCCUAGGUUUUGUAACGAGCCUUUUAUUAUAUUACAAUUAUUAAAUAAAUACUCUGGGGUGGAGGAUGGCUUUGGUGCUGUGCCUGGUGGCUGCCAGGUGAUUUGUGUCCCCAGUGCUGUGCUGUGAGUUUGGAUGGAGAAUCCAAACUCCUACAUGCAAAAAAAAAAAAAAAAAAAAAUCACACCCCACCCCAGAGUCAAAGCUGAGGAGCUCCCAGCCCUUCAGCAGCUUUUGGAUCAAGGCUGAGAUGAGCAAAGAACCCUGAAUUGUUUUGGGGUGAUGGAGGUAAACCCCUCUGCAAAAGAGCAGGAGCAGCUGUAGGGCCUGGCAUUAAUUCCCAUCCAGGAAACAGCAAUGAGUGAAAUGUAUUUGAAAUGUUAAAGGCUUUUCAAAUCUUCACUCCCAGCUGAUCUUGCCAAAUCCUGGCACACCUGUAACCACCUUGAUAAGGGGCUGGUGUGUUACAGUCUGGGGCUCAGGAGCAGCUGGAUGUACUGAUUGUCUUUUUUUAAAUUGACUCUUGUCCUCUGGGAUUUCCUGCCCAGCAGAACUAAUGGUAUUAAGCAGCAGCAAAUGCCCUUGGGAGGAAAUAUUUGCUUCCUGGAGGCAGGUGGGAUUUUUAGGUUGUAGAAUAAGCCCCUUGUGGCACUUGGCAUCUUCUCAGACCCGUGCAAACAUUAACUGCUGUGUGGAUCUGCAGAACCAGUCCUGCCUGGGGGGCAGUCAGAGCUACUCAGCUUUCCACAUGGACAGACUGAAAGAGAGGCAGCACUUCCCUGCUCAGGCUCAGCAGAGGCAGUGCAGGGAGCAGCACUGCUGGAAGCAGCUCCUCAGUGACCACAUGGGUCCAUCACAGCCUCACCCAAACCCUGCUGCACUUUGAAACACUCCAGGGACUUUAAAUUCUUUUUUGUUAUUUAUUUUACCUUCAAAUAGGCUGUGUUCUGUUUCCCUGCUGACCUCCAGUUACAUUUUCCAGAGGAAGAGUUUAACUUUCACACUGUUACACUGUGGUCAGCUCUUUUUGAGUUAUGCUGGUACAUGCACAAGCGUUGGGAAAAGCAGGGUAGACAAUAUUUGAACUACAGAAACUUGAAUUACUCCAAGUGCAAUUCUUCAGAAGCCACUGGACAGCUGUGCUUUGCAAGCCACAAACUCACCCAAAUUUUGCUUCAGCCCAAGGGGGAGAGAGACAAAAUGCAAAGGAUGAAGAGUUCAGAUAGGCUCCAACAGAAACCUCCAGCUCCUGGAUGAGUUAAUUCAGAAAUUGUGCUGUUCUUGUUGGGAGCUAUACAUAUGUGAGUAUUAUAUAUGCAGACAUGCACAUAUAUAAAAUGUAGGUGGCAUCCCUGAUACUGGCCUCUCAGUUUUAUUCUUCCAGCAGGGCAGGAGUGUGCCCUGGACACUGCCACCUCUCCCUAAUCCCAGCCUCUGAGAGGACCUGGACAAGGGGAUGCUGUUUUUACACCCUCUUUUAGGUAAAGCUCAUGAGUGGCUUAGCUGAGCCCAUCAGGCUUGGCACGGCCUUGGCCAGGGCUAGGAGGGGAAUUGGGAUCAGGAGCUGUGAGAAUCCUGCCCUUCCACCCCUCCUGGCCAAAGCCCUGGUGCUGACAGGUUUGGGGCAGGUUUAUUUUCAGGAGCUGGAGCUGAGCAGGUAAAGGCAGCAGGGUAUUUUUUUUAAUUUUUUUUUUCCUUUCAACGGGUCAGAAACACAUCUUCAGCUGUGUGUCCAGUUUAGCAUUUCAUGAGGUGUGUAAAGCACAGGGGAGUACACGGGCAGUGUUGUGAAAACGUGAGCCAGCUGGUUAGCAUGUUGUGUGUGUGUUCUUGUGUGUGAUUACAGUGGCAUUCAUGUUGGAAUAGAUGAGGUUUGAGCAGAAGAACCCUCCUGCCUACUCCUUUUCAUUUCACUCUCUCUGCUGGCAGCCCUGCAGGAGGAGGAGGGAGCUGUGUGCAGGACAUGAACUCGUGCCUUCGCUUUGUUUCACGAGGUGCACAAUUUCCCCAGCUCAUGCAGGAUCCCCCCUGAGACAUGCAGGCCGUGUUUCUAAAUACUUGAACUACCAUUUGUUGUGCAAUUAUUUGGCUUCACCCUUUUUUAUUAGCUGAGAGGAGAGAGGGAAGAAGAAUCGCACAUCUGGAUGAGCCAAACCAACCCCCUGCUGUUUCUUUCCUGGAAAGUUUUAGGAUCUGGUUUUGUUCCAGGUGUAUGAUGUACCUUACUAGAGUCACCUUUCUGAAGGUCUUACUUGGGUAUGGCCUUUUCAUUUAGUGCUUUCCUUUGGCUUCCUUAGCCCUCCCCUUAUAGAUCCCUUUUUCAUCAUUCACUUAUUAAAAAAAAAAAUAAAAAUCAACAGCUUCUUGCAAUUCUGAAAUCCCAGUCUGCCUCCUGGCCAUGGAGUUAAUGAUUCAGCCAGAGGUACCUCACUGCCAUGGCCAAGAGAUGAACUGGGUUUCAGAGUUGCCACGUGACACCUGCUGAUGGAACACUGACUUUUGCAGAGAGCACACCUGGUAUUCGAUGCACAGACCUUUGCUCAUUUUAUUCACCAAAUUAGGAGAACCAGACUGUGAAUCAGAGCUCUACCUGCAAGCACGAGUACACUUUUGGUGUUAGAAAAAGUCUGUUUUCAACUAAAGCCUUGAAGUUCCUGCUGAAGCUGCCUUAAUUUAAAAAUCAAAGUUUAUUUGUAAGACUCAUCUCUGAUUAUAUUUUUUUUUUUUCAAGUUUGGAAAUAGUUUAUUUAUCCUCAUCUCACAAAGCUGUGAAGUAGAUCCUGUAGCCAUGGUAAUAUUUAUUCUUGUUGCUGAAGGCAUGUUCAUGUGUUCUGUAUCAUGUUAUAUUCACGUGGUUUGUACCUCAAGGCAUUUGUUUUGUUUUUUUUUCUUUUAGAGGACAAAGCAAAACUGAAUCCCAGGAUUUCUGUGGUGUCCAUGGCCCAGCAUCUUUGGGCAGGCAAACCUCAGCUUUAUGAGAGAGGUGAACUGGACUUGUCCACUUAAAUUCUUAAAUUCAUACUCUAAGGAGUAUUUAUGAUUUAUAAAGUAUUUAUGAUUUUAAGAAAAAGAUGCUGAACUUUAAAAAGUUCUGAGUAGAAGCAUCCCUUCAAACAUAUCAUUAACAUGAAGCUCAGGAAAAAAAAAUCCCCUGAGCUCUAUAAACACUCCAUCCUUCUCAAAAUUUUCUAUUUUAUCCACUGAGGGCCUGGAGAGGGUUUUGUUUUCCAGGUCAUGGCUGUAGUGCUUUAUGGAAGGGCACAGAGCCCUGGUUCAGUUUUGUCCUUUGUGCAUUGGAUAAUCACAACGAAGCCUUUUUCCUUCCAUUUAUGGUGUGGAAAGUGUUUCUCUGUGUACUGCACUGCAUGUGAUAGCUGUCUCCAUGGUUGACAUUUGCACUUUAAUAAACUCAGAGAUGAAAAAGAG